AUGUUCACCCGCAACCUUGGAAGUCAUGGAAAGCAAGCAAGCCACCGAUCUCAGUCCGAUGAGGCUGCUGAGGCUCUCGUUGCCGUGGCUGGUGACCAGGGGUUUGGCCAAUGA
Messenger RNA from Fusarium verticillioides 7600, 114 nucleotides. RefSeq lists its product as hypothetical. The record is from RefSeq and is a predicted model, not a curated record. The transcript has a single exon. The coding region runs from base 1 to 114 and encodes 37 amino acids. Lineage: Eukaryota; Fungi; Ascomycota; Sordariomycetes; Hypocreales; Nectriaceae.